Camelina sativa (false flax) is the source of this 474-nucleotide messenger RNA. Lineage: Eukaryota; Viridiplantae; Streptophyta; Magnoliopsida; Brassicales; Brassicaceae. The record is from RefSeq and is a predicted model, not a curated record.
AUGAGUUCUAGCUCAGAGACAUCGGUAGUAGCUGGGUUCGACCGUGGAGUGCCAUCGAAGUGUGUUUGUGGAGCCGGUGUAAUGAUCUUUAUAUCAAGAACUGAAGAGAAUCCUGGUCGACCGUUCUUCAGGUGUAUAACAAAAAGGGGUCCUAGCUCGUGGACAAAUAAAAGAGAUAGUCACUUGUUUAAGUGGGUGGAGGAUGUUGUGUAUGAGGAAGUUCAAGAUGCAUUACCAAAACUAGGAAUUAUGGCCAAUGAGAUUGUGAAAACAAAAACGGAGGUUAAUGAUUUGAUUGGUGCUUUACAAGACUUGAAAGAAGAAGCAUUAUGGAGCAAAAUGGAAAUCCGCAAGUUUACAAAGUGGUUGAAAGUGUGUUUCGUUUAUCUUUGUUUUGUAUCAGUUGGCAUUGCUUACCUAGUGGUUGUUAAAGCAAAGCAAACAAACUUUGGUUCGUUUGCUCUUGGUUAUUAG